This is a messenger RNA of Peromyscus eremicus (cactus mouse), 1413 nucleotides long. Its product is annotated as pregnancy-specific glycoprotein 22-like. Gene Ontology annotation, biological process: T cell activation. Gene Ontology annotation, cellular component: external side of plasma membrane. Lineage: Eukaryota; Metazoa; Chordata; Mammalia; Rodentia; Cricetidae. Bases 1 to 1413 code for a protein of 470 amino acids. The record is from RefSeq and is a predicted model, not a curated record. The transcript has 5 exons.
AUGGAGGAGUCCUCUGUGCUUCUCUGGAAGGGGUGUACCCCUUGGCAGGGAAUUCUGCUCACAGCCUCUCUCUUAACCUCUUGGCACCUGUCCACCACUGCCCAUGUGACCAUUGAGUCACUUCCACUCCAAGUGGCUGAAGGAGAAAACGUCCUUUUCCUUGUCCAUGAUCUGCCAAAGAAUCUUAUAACCUUUGCCUGGUUUAAAGGGCUGACAAAUACGACACAAAGAAUUGCAAUGUAUACAAUGGACAGCAAUGUAAGUGGGCCAGGACAUGUGCACCGUGAUAGAGAGACAAUAUAUCAUAAUGGAUCCCUGUUGAUCGAAAAUGUCACCCAGAAGGACGCAGGAAUCUAUACCCUACGAACCUAUAAUAGACAUGGAAAAACUGUAUCAACAACAUCCAUGUACUUUCACGUGUCCGCCUUCCUUUGGAAGUGUGGGCGCCUUGCUGCCUCUUCCCAGCCCACUAUUGAACCAAUGCCACCCAGCGUUGCUGAAGGGAGAAGUGUUCUUCUACUUGUUCGCAACCCCCCAGAGAAUAUUGUAGACUUUUCCUGGUACAAAGGAAUGGUUGGAGUCAAGAACCUUUUGGCUAUCCGACAUAUACAAGGCAGGAAACCAACUGUGUGGGGACCUGCAUACAGUGGCAGGGAGACACUGUACAGUGAUGGAUCCCUGCUUAUUCACAGUGUCACUCAGAACGACCGCGGAUUGUACACCCUACGAAUUCUGAGAUCAGACAUGGGAAAUGAAGAAGCACGAGUGCAACUCCAGGUGGACACUUCCCUUUCUGUGUUCUGUAAUGCUCUCACUUCUCAACUCAUGGUCCAACCAGAGCCUCGGUAUGCUGUUGAAGGUGAAGGCGUACUUCUCCAAGUCCAUAAUCUUCCAGAAGAUCUGAAAGCAUUUUUCUGGUACAAAUCAAAGAAUAGGAACCCAGACCUUAAAAUUGUAGAAUACGUCAGAAUCAUUGAUUCCGUCUCCUGGGGGCCUGCACACAGAAGAGGAUGGAUGUUGUACAAUAAUGGUUCCUUGAUGCUCCAGGAUGUCACUGAAAAAGAUGCAGGAAUAUACACACUAGAAGUUUUAACCAAUGAUUUCAAUUACAAAAAGAUACAUGUGGAAUUUUAUGUACAGAAGCAUGUGACACAGCCCUUUGUGAGAAUCACUGAUACCACAGUUACAGGAGGUACAUCUGUGAUAUUAACCUGCAUUUCACAUGACACUGAUAUCUCUAUCCGUUGGAUCUUCAAUAAAAAGAAUCUGCAGCUCACAGAGAGGAUGACUCUUUCUCCUACAAAGUGUGGACUCAGAAUUGAUCCAGUCAGUAGCAAGGAUGCUGGAGAGUAUCAGUGUGAGGUUUUCAACCAAUUCAGUUUGAAUACCAGUCUUCCAGUCUCCUGGCCAUGA